Rubroshorea leprosula is the source of this 2230-nucleotide messenger RNA. NCBI's taxonomy places the organism in Eukaryota, Viridiplantae, Streptophyta, Magnoliopsida, Malvales, Dipterocarpaceae. The record is from the annotation of a GenBank genome assembly.
GCCGAAGUCCACCUAAUUUCCGACGCGUAUACCGGACACCUUUCCUCUCACUAUUUAAAAGGAAGAACAAUAUCCUCAGCAUUUAACGGAAACUUCUACACCGGGUGGUCAACAUUUGCGGAAUUUGUCAGAGGUUUAGGUUGUUGCUUAAUUCCUUUGGUUUUUCUUUGAUUUGGAGAAAAAGAAAAAUGGAAAGUAAAGCGGCUGUGAGGUUCACGUUAGGGAAGCAAUCGUCGCUGGCGCCGGACAGGAUCCUGGAGGAGCUGGACGGAAUGAAGGAGGAGGAGGGAGAGAGUGAGGAAAUAGGCAGAGGAGUGAGGUUGAUGUACUUGGCCAAUGAAGGCGACCUCGAUGGUAUACGUGAGCUCUUGGAUUCCGGAAUCGAUGUCAAUUGUCGCGACAUCGAUGAUCGGACUGCCCUCCACGUCGCCGCCUGUCAGGGCCUCACUGACGUCGUUUCCCUCCUCCUGGAGCGAGGCGCAUUUGUGGACUCCAAAGAUCGCUGGGGAAGCACUCCUCUUGCAGAUGCUAUAUACUACAAAAACCAGGAUGUUAUCAAGCUUUUGGAGAAACAUGGCGCCAAGCCUCCGAUGGCUCCAAUGCACGUAAAUCACGCUCGAGAAGUCCCAGAAUACGAGAUCAAUCCAAAAGAACUUGAUUUUACGAAUAGUGUUGAAAUAGCUAAGGGAACAUUCCGUAUAGCAUCGUGGCGUGGAAUUGAAGUUGCUGUGAAAACCCUUGGAGACGAAGUGAUUAGCGAUGAAGAUAAAGUGAGGGCAUUCCGGGAUGAACUUGCUUUGCUUCAGAAGAUACGACAUCCAAAUGUAGUUCAAUUCCUUGGUGCAGUAACUCAAAGUAGUCCUAUGAUGAUUGUGACUGAAUUUUUACCCAAGGGCGAUCUACUUGCAUACUUGAAAAGAAAAGGAGCAUUGAAACCAAUAACAGCUGUGAGGUUUGCGCUUGAUAUUGCAAGAGGAAUGAAUUAUUUGCAUGAGAAUAAACCAGCGCCAAUAAUUCAUCGUGAUCUUGAGCCUUCAAACAUUUUGCGGGGUGAUUCAGGAUGUCUUAAAGUUGCAGAUUUUGGGGUUAGCAAGCUUCUCACUGUUAAAGAAAACAGGCCUCUAACUUGUCAGGUUACAUCUUACCAAUAUGUGGCACCAGAGGUCUUCAAAAAUGAAGACUAUGAUACAAAAGUGGACGUGUUUUCAUUUGCUCUAAUUCUUCAAGAGAUGAUUGAAGGCUGCCUACCAUUUUCUACAAAGCAAGAGAAAGAAGUUGCUAAAGCAUACGCUGCUAAGGAGCGUCCACCUUUUAGAGCUCCAACUAAACAUUAUUCACAUGGACUUAAAGAGUUGAUUGAGGAUUGUUGGAAGGAUGCACCUGCUGAGCGUCCAACAUUCAGACAGAUAAUAACAAGACUGGAAUCCAUUCACAACAGAUAUGGUCAUAAACGGCGUUGGAAGGUAUAUUCAUGCUUCUUUGUCUAGCAUCAUAUCAUCACCAAAAGUUCCACAAUUUUUUGUACAGGAUGCUUUUAGUUUGCAAUUGUUUUAAGAAUUCAAUUUCUUCUUGAUAAAGCUAUGCAAAUUAUUACUACUACCAUAUGACUGCAUCCUGAGAGUUGCCCAAGUUGCGCAUAUCAUGCUAUUUAAAUAUGCAUGUCCUUUAGUUAUGUGAACUACCUACUAGCAUCAGUCACCGUCAUGUUAGUUUAAAUUGAUGAGCAAUCAAGAAACUAUUCUAGGCCCCUUUUGCAAGCCACUAUCUUUUUCCUUUAUGCCAGUUGCUGUCAUCGUUGAACCAGCUGUGUCUUGCUUGCGACAUUUACAGGUUAGACCCUUGAAAUGCUUCCUGAGAGUGGAGGCAAGCAGCCGUGGUAGUUCAACUCGUUCUACCAACAGAAGUAUAUAAUCACCUGAUGAUUGGUCCUUCUAGCUUCAAAGUGUGCAGAAGUUUUUAUGCUUUUCAAGUUUGAUGCCUGAAAAAUCGGUUUGUAAUCAGGAGUAUACCAUUUUUCAUCUGUGUUAACUUGGUUUUAGUAGUUGAAUCUAACAUUUUCCAGAUUAACUCUCCCAUUCAAUUUUUGGGAUGAGAAUCACAUUUCAUGCGUCUUUAAUUGCUUUGUAAUUUAACUUAUAAUUCAUAAUUGGUUAAACCUCCAUUUUGAUCCCUCAACUAUUGUACAGACCCUUGAUUUAGUCCCUUAACUCAAAAAAUCCCUGAUUGGGUA